CAAAAUCAUGUGUUCCUCCAUUCCAUUUUAGACACUGGAAGUUGUUAACGCAGUGAUGCCCACUUCAGGAAUCGGCAAUCUUCAGUUCCUUCCCAUUGUUCUUGGUGGUUUUGCUGUGAUUGCCUUCAUCACUGCCUAUGCCAUUGCUGUUCACAGUAAAGAUGUAGAUGCUCUUUGGCCAUAUAUUAGUGAUGCAGGAGCUAGGCCACCACAGAGCUGCAUAUUUGGACAGUUUCUCAAUAUGGCAGCUGUCAUUGCCUUUAUUGUAAUGUAUAUUCACUACAAGCAUGUGAGGGAAUUUAAUGUCACUGACAUGCCGAUAAUAUUAAAACUGAACUACUGGUCAUUGUGGAUUGGUGCAUUCACAUGCCUGGGUCUUUCCAUUGUGGCUAAUUUUCAAGUGGUGAACUCUUUUGCGACACACAUGACAGGGGCCAUUAUGGUGUUUGGUUUAGGCAUGGUAUACUGCUGGAUUCAGGCCAUCAUUUCCCACAAAAUGAGGCAUCAAGCUAUGAGCUCAGCUCUUAGUUCUUGCACAAGAUUUAUUCUCUCAGGACUUGUUACCGUGUUUUUCAUUAUAACCCUAGCAGCUGGAAAUGCAAGUGUGGUGGAAUACAAUAAAAAUAAACCAGACAAUGAACAUAGUUACGAUCGCAAGUGGGAAAGUUCAGAUGCUGGAUACAAUGCCCAUCUGGCAAGUACUUUCAGCGAGUGGCUAAUGAGCAUAUGUUUCCUGCUGUACUUCUUGACCUUCUUCAGAGAGUUCCAAAAGAUAACUGUGCAUGUCAAGAUUCAUCCAAGGAAUGCAGAGAUUUUUUCUCCAGGACACCAUGAUGAAGCUAGAAUAGUGAUGUAGAGGUUACCCGUUGUACAAAAUGGAAUCUCAGUCAUUGUGUCUUGGUGUCAUUUGUUGUUAUAACUUAGCUAGUAAACCAUAUGGAGUUAUUUAAUAAAAUAGAAAACAUUUUCCGUGUUUCUAUCAAGUUGUGAAUUUACACAAGUGCAAGUUUUGGAGAAUGAGAGAUAACGAGGAGCCAUUAUUUCCUUUAGAAAACACUGUAUUGAAAGGAAAGGAAAACGUACUUUUUUCUUUCAGUUACAGUUCUGUUUCUAUCAAGUUAUGAAUUCUUUUUUUUCAGGGUGCUGUUACAGGACAUAGAUAUUAUAGCAUAGGUUUAACAGUAAUGCGAUUUCCUUAAAAAUUCAAAUUAUUUGUCCUGUAAGUCCUUGAAAAGCACUUGAAUUUUUGGUCCAAAAAAGGGUUAGAAAUCCUUUCUAAGUGGAGGUGAUCGGUAACCAGUUUUAUUUGUCAUAUCAAAUUAGAAAGAUUAUGAAAGUGACAAACAGAAUAUAAUAAAUAUUUUCCGCUCAAAUCUUCAGUUUUGGCCUAAUAUUAAUCAGGGUCCCACAGGGUUUUGUAGCUGCGCGAGGGUGCUAAGUUCCUUGCCCCCGAGUGGGGGAUAGUGCCGGUGAUCAAUGCUCGCCAUCUGCGCGAGGGUACUGGCCUUAAAAAUUCAGGCCCCUAGAGAAGAUAGAUAUGCAGGAGUCCAAGAGCUCACGCCCUUAUGAUUUUUGUGCGUGCCGAGGGAGAAACGCCUCAAGUGGGCCUUGAACUCAAGAGAUCUAUACUCAUUAGGACCAACUAGGACUAAACUGGGACCGACUAGUCGAAUGGACGCUGACCAUAUUUAAGUUCCUUGAGUUUGCUAGUGUUGUAGCGAAUAAAAUAUGGUAAAGUGAAA
This is a messenger RNA of Orbicella faveolata, 1742 nucleotides long. RefSeq names its product DNA damage-regulated autophagy modulator protein 2-like. Lineage: Eukaryota; Metazoa; Cnidaria; Anthozoa; Scleractinia; Merulinidae. The record is from RefSeq and is a predicted model, not a curated record.